Molecule: messenger RNA, 1761 nt
Organism: Coccomyxa subellipsoidea C-169
Lineage: Eukaryota; Viridiplantae; Chlorophyta; Trebouxiophyceae; Coccomyxaceae
Exons: 21
Coding region: 232-1761 (509 amino acids)
Cellular component (GO): plasma membrane
Source: RefSeq, a predicted model, not a curated record
CCACAAUCGAAUGACCAUGCGCUUUGGGCACGAUCAGCAAUUGAUCAGCGCGAUGCCGCCCCUCCGUUCGUCAUGUCGAUGCCUCUGUUGUUGUCCUUGUUGCAACUCCAUUCGUUGUGGCGCUUGUUAGAUCCAAUAUCCGCUAUUCGAAAAUUAUCAAGGCGCUUGGCAUUGCGUCCUUGGAACAUCAUCAGAGGGUGAAGCACAGUUGAAGGUGCAAAACCCGUCGAUAUGACGUCCAAGAGGGUUGCUGAGGAGAAUGUGGCGCGCACCACCCCCAAGGAAUCGUUGUCAGAUAGCUUUCAGAGCUUGCAAGUCGACAAGGCUUCAGCUCAGAAUCCUACGGAAAAUGGCAAGGCAGGCAAGGGCCAUGCGCGCAUGGGCUGCAUGCAGCUGAUAAUCAAGCUCUGCACCGAAGGUCACACAGCUUGGGACUGCCUGCUCACGGUGGCAUGCGCACAGAUUGGGCAGGUCAUGCUGGUGAUGCCACACAGCAUGGCCCUCCUUGGAAUCAAGGUUGGCAUUGUGGUGGCCUUGGUGGCUGCCAUUGGAGGUUUAUGGACCAUGUUCUUACUGGCAUCUUUGUUUCUUGAGAUGAAGACCAGAUUGAUCAAAUCAGGUGGGUGGUAUGAUGCAAGCGGGAAGCGAAAACAAGUCACUCAAUAUCACGAGGUAAUGGGCUUUCAUGCCGGUCCCACAAUGAAGUAUGUCUCCCAAGUUGUCAUUGCUGUGCAUCUGGUGGGCACAUGCACAGCUCAAAUAGUGGCGUGUGCCGGAAACAACUACAGCAUCACGAUGACUCACGACAAACGGUUUUAUACGCUGGUCUGGGGAGCUGUGCUCAUGUGCUUCUCCUUUGUGCCAACUUUUCGCCACUUCCGUAUUAUCAACAUCGUCGCUCUCAUUGGGACUUGUUACACAGAGUGGUUCCUUGUGGCAGUGUCCGCUCAGAAGGGCAUCACACCUGGAGCAAUUGACAGGUCAUACAGGAAUGCGCAGGACUUCUUCAUUGGCGCCGCUGUUCUUGGGCAGUUUGGUCACAGUAUAGCUCUUGAAAUGGCAGAUGCCAUGCGCAAUGCCUUCCAUUUCCAGGCUGCUUACACUGCUGGAUGGCUGUGGGUACUCACUCUGAUUUUGCCGCACUCCAUUGCAGCAAAUUUGGCCUGGCCAGAUGAGGUGUAUGAGCAAGAUAACAUCUUCAAUGUCAUUCCCAACUCUCCUGGGAAGUAUCUCUCGGUGUGGCUCAUGAACAUCCACCAGGUGGUGGCCUUUGGUCUCUACAGCGUGCCCCUCAUGUUCAUGUGGGAGAAGCUGAUCCGCGUGCACAGCAAGCCCUGGUACAUCCGAUUGCCACUGCGGCUGCCGAUCUCUGGGCUUCUGUAUGUCAUCAGCAUUGCAUUCCCGUUCUAUGGCACAAUCAACUCGCUUUAUUCCAGCUUGUCGGAGCCCCUCACCGCAUUUGUGUUCCCAUGCGCGGUGUACAUAUGGGUCUACCAUACAAGGGCAGCUCGUGAGCAAGCAGCCAUGAAACCUUUCAAAUGCUUGCGCGUGUGGAAUUGGUCCCCAGUCUUUGCCCUGAAUGUCGGCAUCAUUCUUGUGUGGACAGUCGCACAAUUCGGGUUUGGCACGUACUUCAGCAUCCGUCGGAUGAUCCAGAAUGUCAACACAUUUGGAGUGUUUGCAUCGUGCUAUCAAUGCAAGGCGCCAAAGUUCGUGGCGUCACCUGCACUUGUGACAAAUUCUACUUACCGACUCUACUGA